GAAGAGGGAGGGAGGAAGGGCUGAGGGUAGUCAUCUGUGAGAGAGAACGGAGUGUCGAAGGAAAACCUUCGCCGGCUGACGUGAUCGGAGUGCGAGCGAGGGAGGGACGGAGGGAGGGAGAGGAGAGAAUGGGGAGAAGUGGCGUCUAUUGAUGGAAUCGACGAGUAGUUCCCUUGCUAGUGUAGGUGGCGGCGGCUGGCGGUCGAAGGGGCGGAUAUGGGAAUUUCAGCGGGACAUGAUCGCCGGGGCGGUGAUGGGAGGCGCAGUUCACACCGUGGUGGCGCCGAUCGAGCGCGCCAAGCUGCUGCUCCAGACGCAGGAGAGCAACGCUGCGCUUCUUGGCCGUGGCCGCCGCUUCCGGGGUAUGAUCGAUUGCAUCGCCCGCACCGUUCGCGAGGAGGGAAUGCUCUCUCUGUGGCGUGGAAAUGGCACCGGCGUCAUCCGAUACUACCCGUCUGUCGCUCUCAACUUCUCCCUCAAGGAUCUCUAUAGGACCAUAUUGUGCAGAGGAAAAACUGAGCAGUGGUCUGUUGCAGCUGCCAACUUCAUGGCAGGGGCUGCAGCAGGUUGCACAACUUUAGUGAUCAUCUACCCACUGGACAUAGCUCAUACCCGCCUUGCAGCAGACAUUGGCCUGGCUGAAGCACGCCAAUUCAGAGGUAUCAGCCAUUUCCUGCAAACUGUAUACAAGAAAGAUGGCAUUCAAGGCAUCUACCGAGGCCUACCUGCGUCGAUCCACGGAAUGAUCAUUCAUCGUGGCCUAUAUUUUGGUGGAUUCGAUACUGCUAAAGAUCUCGUUCUUUCAGAUGACUCGCCAUUGUGGAAGCGUUGGAUAGCUGCUCAAGUUGUCACGACACUAGCCAGCUUGACAUCAUAUCCACUAGAUACUGUUCGAAGACGGAUGAUGAUGCAAUCUGGGUUGGAGAAACCGAUGUAUAAUAGCACUUUGGAUUGUUGGAGGAAGAUUUAUAAGCUCGAGGGUCUAACAUCAUUCUAUCGUGGUGCGGUAUCCAACAUGUUUAGGAGUACAGGAGCAGCUGCUAUAUUGGUUUUGUACGACGAGGUAAAGAAAUUCAUGAGAUGGGGUGGUUUUUGACAAGCUAGGAAAACAUUUUACGAGAUUUUUUUUCCCGACCGAGCGGUUACAGGAAACACAGAUUGCAAUAACAUCAAAUGAGAAUGCAUCUUCUCUACACUGUUUUUUUCCCCCCUUAAUCUCUGAAGGUUGUUGACAUUUAAAGAAUUUCACGCUUUAUUUUCUUGUUCAGAUUAUUUUUGCUGUAUUUUAUGCAGCUUAUUAUUCUGUCCAAAUUAGAAUGGU
Messenger RNA from Zingiber officinale, 1321 nucleotides. RefSeq names its product probable ADP,ATP carrier protein At5g56450. NCBI's taxonomy places the organism in Eukaryota, Viridiplantae, Streptophyta, Magnoliopsida, Zingiberales, Zingiberaceae. Gene Ontology annotation, biological process: mitochondrial ADP transmembrane transport; mitochondrial ATP transmembrane transport. The transcript is spliced from 2 exons. The record is from RefSeq and is a predicted model, not a curated record. Gene Ontology annotation, cellular component: mitochondrial inner membrane. Bases 152 to 1096 code for a protein of 314 amino acids. Gene Ontology annotation, molecular function: ATP:ADP antiporter activity.